This is a messenger RNA of Cryptotermes secundus, 2602 nucleotides long. RefSeq names its product phosrestin-2. The record is from RefSeq and is a predicted model, not a curated record. Lineage: Eukaryota; Metazoa; Arthropoda; Insecta; Blattodea; Kalotermitidae. The transcript has 8 exons. Gene Ontology annotation, cellular component: cytoplasm. Gene Ontology annotation, biological process: signal transduction; G protein-coupled receptor internalization. Gene Ontology annotation, molecular function: G protein-coupled receptor binding. Bases 1007 to 2314 code for a protein of 435 amino acids.
GGGAAACGUCCAGCGCCCUACCUCGACCACCACGAAGCUGCUGGCGUCCAUCCACCACUGGAUUCUCACGUUCUAUGGUACUGUCUUACACGAUUUCAACGAUACUAGCCGAUCACAAACUGGUGGGAAUUUUCAGUGGCACUAAAGAAAUUUCUUGUUUGUUUUAUAAUACCGUGCUGUAAGACGUGAUGUGUCUCACAAGACUGGGUUAUGGAAUUAUAUUUCACGUGUGAUUUUAUGUAGAAUAACAACGAAGAAAUAUAUAUAUAGCCUCUUUAAAUUUAAUCAACGAAAAGUAAUAAUUAUAGGUACAUGAUUUAACUGCUUAAAGUGAAAUAUGAAAUUGUAUAACUAAUCAUAUGCAUUCAAAUUAAAAAUAUUUUCGAUUUACCUGCCAAAAUAUCAAAUAGUUCCGAAUAAAACGCCACACUCGUACACCCUGAUCACGUGGUUCAAAUUACCAUGAUGAUGUGAACCGAAGCUUUCGCCAUAACCCAAAGGAACCUCGCUGGGGGAUGAGCGCCGCUAUUAACGUGUAUCACACGAGUAACGAUGCGUUAAUUUAACGAACCAAUCAGAAUACAGCACAUGAUUCUGAACCAUGUGACUGGAGUUUACUGUAACAAAACGAACCGUGCACAGGAAGACAACAAAGUUCUGUUAAUCACUGAACGUGUAUAUCUACUUGGGAUUCUGAAGGCUUUAGUGUGACUGUGAAAACGGUGAGUACUAUACAACCAAUCAGAAUACACCACGUGUUUCAAAUGUGACUGCAGUCCAUUGUGAGAAAACAACGUGUGUAUAGGAAGACACGAAAGUUACAUUAAACAGUGAACUUAGAAUUCUGAAGGCUCCAGUGUGAUUGUGAAGAGUGUGUACUACAAUAUAGGUUAAUCUGACGAAUGGUUGGGGGAUUAUGGGUAUAUUUCCAAAGCACCAACCAGCAGUGAAAACGUGACAAGGAAGUAUAUGCUAUACAACCCGGGAGAACGAAGAUCGUGACGUCAUGACAGAAGACGAACCAGGCCACUCCAGGGAAAGGAGCAAAACACCGGCAAUACCACCGGACACGCUCAGCUCACAAAGGGUGUUCAAGAAGUCGGCUCCUAACAAUAAAUUGACGAUUUAUCUCAGUAGUCGAGAUCUGGUGAUAUCAGACAACAAGAUAGAUCGACUACAGGGUGUCCUUUUAGUAGAUCCGGACUAUCUUCAGGACAGAAAGGUUUUCGGGCAGGUGACGCUGACGUUUCGGUAUGGACGUGAGGACGAGGAGGUCAUGGGGCUCAAGUUCUGCAAUGAGGCCGUGAUGUGCCUCGCUCAGCUAUACCCGCCCCACGAGCGAGCGGCCCCACAAACCAACACACCGUUACAGGAUGCGUUAAUCAAAAGACUGGGAUCCAAUGCUCAUCCGUUCACGAUGGAAGUGACACCACUGGCACCACCAAGUGUCCAGCUGGUUCCCGCCAAAGAGUACAGCGGCGCCCCCAUCGGGACCAGCUAUGAUGUUCGAGCCUACGCUGCGGAGCGCGCAGACGAGAAGACGCAUCGCCGUAGUACAGUACGGAUGGGGAUCCGUGUGGUCCAACGGUGCUUACCCAGUGCGUCAGUUACCCCUGGUUCGCCCGCACCUUCCAUCGAGCAGCUCGCAGGCCCACCACCCCAUGCAGCCGUGGAAAAACCUUUCUUACUAAGUGAUGGACGAGUGGAACUAGAAGCUUCCUUAGACAAGGCUGUAUACAGCCAUGGGGAACCGAUCUUGGUGAACACGGCCGUGCAUAACAACAGUGGUAAGACCGUCCGCAGGAUAAAGGUAUUCGUGGUGCAACAUGUGGAUGUCUGCAUGUUUUCCAAUGGCAAGUUCAAGAAUGUGGUGGCACUAGUGACAAGUCGGGAAGAGUGUCCCUUGGGGCCGGGAUCAUCCCUAAGUCGCACAUACACUCUGUACCCAGCAAAGGGGGCCACCAAGAAUUGGAUAGCACUUGAAGACUCAUUCAGCAGGGCAGGUGCAACUCUAGCAUCCACUGUUACGUGUGCAUCCAAUUCACCUGAAGACCGAAACGUGUUUGCCAUCUAUGUCUCUUAUUAUGUUAAAGUGAAACUUCUAGUUGGUGCCAUGGGUGGAGAGCUGGCACUGAAAUUACCAUUUACUCUUAUGCACUCCACUUCAACGGCAGAACUUACUGAAUCUUUGUCCCUAUCCCCACCACCAACACAUCCUCUAAAAGAAGCAAGCCCAUUAACAGAGAGGAAAAAGAAGACCAACACAAGACAGGAUGAGGAUGUGAUUUUAAAAUGUGACGAGGAGCCCACCUGAGAGUCAGAGAGCAGUCCAAGGAAGUCAAGUGGUGAUGCUCAAAACUGUGAUUUAAUGAGUGUCACCAGUAAAAAGGAAAAGUGCAAUGAUACUGCUGAAAACCAACUUACUAACAACAACAGACUUAUGGUUCAAAGAGUAUUUUGUUGUUUCGCAACUAAACGGAACAAAUGAAAAUAAAGCAUCAGAAGACAUGUCCUGUAACUUAAUUUGAAAAAUGUAAUUUUGCAGAUUAAUGGUAAGCUUUCUUCUCAUUUAACUUUUAAGGGGUCAGUCUUUGCUUUUUUU